UCUCUUGUUUCUCCGAUGCUGUGGCCAGCAGGGGCAGUGGCGAGUAUUAAAGAGGGUCCAGUGUCUGAAUACGGCAUCACCUUCCAGACUCAGAUCGUUGACAGGUUUGGUGUGUCGUUUGGACGAGAGGGUGAGACCAUGAGCCUGGGCUGCACUGUCAUCAUCUACCCCGCCCUGCAUCGCUACCAGCCUGAGGUGCAGUGGUACAAAGACGGUCAGUACACGUUCAACCACAGUUCCUAACCCAGAGUCUGUCGUAACGUGUCCUUCUUGCUGU
This is a messenger RNA of Cynoglossus semilaevis (tongue sole), 277 nucleotides long. RefSeq names its product myomesin-1-like. Lineage: Eukaryota; Metazoa; Chordata; Actinopteri; Pleuronectiformes; Cynoglossidae. The coding region runs from base 16 to 243 and encodes 75 amino acids. The transcript is spliced from 2 exons. The record is from RefSeq and is a predicted model, not a curated record.